Molecule: messenger RNA, 1482 nt
Organism: Penicillium canescens
Lineage: Eukaryota; Fungi; Ascomycota; Eurotiomycetes; Eurotiales; Aspergillaceae
Exons: 7
Coding region: 1-1482 (493 amino acids)
Biological process (GO): transmembrane transport
Cellular component (GO): membrane
Molecular function (GO): transmembrane transporter activity
Source: RefSeq, a predicted model, not a curated record
AUGGCUUCGAUGCCAGAAAAAUACGAGGGUGACCCCGACGUCAAGAAUGAGGGAAGCCGCUCUCCUCCCUCGAGUGUCGCCGAGGCUGUGGGUAUCAAUGAAAAGGCAUUGCUGCGGAAACUUGACUAUCGGCUUCUGCCACCACUCACACUACUGUAUUUACUCUCUUUUCUGGACCGCAGCAAUGUGGGGAAUGCGCGUCUAGAAGGAAUGACAGAUGAUAUCAAUAUGUCAGGAGAUCAAUACCUCACCGGAUUGACACUCUAUUUCGUCGGAUAUGUCCUCUUUGAGCUGCCCUGCAACAUCGUCCUGAAGAAUACCACCCCGAGACAGUGGCUCCCGACAUUGACUCUCAUCUGGGGUGUGGUCGCUACUCUAUUGGGAGUUGUACAGAACUACCCAGGGUAUCUGUCAUCAAGGUUCUUUCUCGGUGUGGCGGAAAGUGGCCUCUUCCCAGGGGUUGUCUUCUAUCUGUCUAUGUGGUACAAACGCAAUGAGCAGCAUUAUCGAGUGGCUCUCUUUUUUAGUGCUGCUUCACUAGCAGGUGCUUUUGGUGGUAUUCUUGCUUGGGCAAUAGCUCACAUGAAGGGUGUUGGCGGCCUAAAUGGAUGGCGCUGGAUUUUCAUCCUGGAAGGAUUGUUGACUGUUCUUGUUUCGAUCCUCGCCUACUUCUGGGUAUACAACUAUCCAUCCACGGCCGAAUUUCUGUCAGAGGAAGAGCGACGAUUUAUCCAAUUUCGCCUGAAGAAUGACAGUGAUGCUACUUUUGAUGAAAAGUUCACCUGGUCCGCAGUGCUAGAUGCAAUCAAGGACCCCAAGGUCUGGCUUUAUGGGUUAGGGUUCCACACCAUGUCUCUUCCCCUAUACACACUUUCGCUCUUCUUGCCAACAAUCAUCAAGGAGCUAGGGUUCUCCGCCGCAAAAGCUCAACUGCUUUCCGUGCCACCAUACGCAGUCGCAUUCGUACUUACCAUCGGUGUUGCAGUUGCUUCCGAGAAGACUCGCAUCCGUGCACCAUUUAUUAUGGGUUCAUCUGCUCUCGGCUGUAUCGGGUACAUCCUCCUGCUGUCACAGCAUCGCGCUGGUGUAUCUUACCUGGGAACUAUAUUUGCGGCGGCAGGCAUCUACCCGGCUGUCGCCAUUGUACUGUCCUGGCCUGCCAACAAUGUGUCUGGCCAAACGAAACGAUGCAUUGCCAAUGCCCUGCAGAUCUCAAUUGGUAACCUAGGAGCGGUUCUUGGAACACAGCUUUAUCGGACUGAGAGUAGCCCACGAUAUUUCCUAGGCCAUGGUUUCGCGUUAGGCUAUCUCGUAGCAAAUAUUGUCGUUGUCGGAAUCUUAUGGUUGAUUCUUCGGCGAGAAAACGCCGAAAAGGAGCGCGUUAGAGAAGCGCAGGGGCUGACGCCGUUGAUGGGAGAUGUUGGUGAUGCUGAGGGAGACUUCCAGGGGGACAAAGAUCCCCGAUGGGUAUUCCAAACUUGA